Molecule: messenger RNA, 1902 nt
Organism: Pelagomonas calceolata
Lineage: Eukaryota; Pelagophyceae; Pelagomonadales; Pelagomonadaceae
Source: the annotation of a GenBank genome assembly
CUCUCUCGCAAAAACGCCCCCGCUAGGGCACGUACGCUGGAAGAAGGACUUGGCGACGCCUGACAGAUAGCGAUGGAAAGACCCGGCGGCCUUGGAGGCUCGCAAGAGGCCGCCGCACGAGACCGGGCGGAUCUCAAAAAGCAGCUUGCCCAGGCGGCGGCCCAAACGCAAGGCGAAGAAGAUCUGCGCGACGCGCCGCGCCAUGUGCAACAACGCACGCCGCGGACGAGCCCUCAAAAGCCUUCACGCCAAACUCCGAACGCGGGGCCACACGGGCGGCGCCGAACAGGAGAUGCUCAAGCGCCGGGUGCGCAAGCGCCGGGAGCGGCGGAGACGACUUCGUCGGAGGGCGGCCUCACCGGUGCCUUGGGCCAGGCCGCCGACCAGCUGUCGCAGAUGCUAGUAGACCAGGAGAGCCGCGCGACGACGAGCGAAGGGCGGCUGCGCGCCGAGGACGCUGAAGCGCGAGACCACGACGGCGAUCACUCCAUCGAGGAGGCGCCGGCGGCGGACGCCGCCCCAGCCGCGGCCCCGGCCGCGGCGAGUGCCUGGUGUGACGACGAUAGAAUCGUGCUGAAGGCGCUUAGAAGUGCGGGCAGCAGCACGGGCCACCGCCUGUCGCUCGCACGCCUCCGGAAAGCUGCUGAGCGACACGGCCUCACCAUCAGGGGCAAGAAGGACGCGCCAAAGCUGAAAAAGGCCCUCGAAGCCGCCGAGCCCGCCUCGAGCAGUAGUGACGACGAAGACGGCAUCGUCCCGGGCGCGCGCGUCCGCACGCUGACUCACGGCGCCGGCGUCGUCCUCGGAGGCCUCGCGGGUAACGGCUGCCCCCGCGUGCGGCUCGACGUGCCGUUUUUGCCCCUGGCCGGCGUCUACAAGAGCGAGGUGGCCAUCCCCAAAGCCCAGCUCACUCGUCUAGCGCCGGGCGACGCCGGUUACGAGGCGCCGUCGACGACUGGCGCGGCGGGCUCCGGCACGACGGCCCCCAGCGCGGCGGGCUCUGGCGCGGGGGCCGCUUUCGCUCUGAAGGUCGCGCGGGUGCUGGGUAGGCCCGCGGAGCACGCGCUUGGCUUCGCCGCGCCGCCGGAGGUCGUGGCGCCGCGCGCCGCGCCGACGUUAGUUGUGCCGCAGGGGUUGAUUAGAGUUACGGAUGCAAACGAAAUACUAGAUCGGGCCGCGGACGAAGCCCAACGCGCGUUAGGGGAGCACCUGUCGAAGCUCGAGGCGCUCAAAGCGGACCUCGAUCAAAAGGAGGCCGAGGCCAAGAUGAUAUCGCGAACAGACUUAGAUCAACAGGAGGCGCACGUCAAGGACGCGCGGGAAGCCUACGCGGCGGAGGCGGCCAAGGGCCCGCAACUGAAGGCCGCGUUCGCGGAGGCGUCGCGCGCGCGAAUCGCCGCGAUGCUUACGUUCUGCCCCGCUUUAGCAGAUUUGAUCAGAAACGACGUCGAUCCUCUGCGAGAGGAGGAGGCGGAGCAGGAGGCGCUGCGGCGACGCGUGUCCGUGCAGCUCGCGAACGCCGAGAGUGAUGCCGCGAAGCAGCUCGGGAAAUCAAUAAAUCCGCGGAACGGUUCGGUGCUGUGGGACGUGGCGCCACAUCGCGGCACGCCGCCACGUGGUGUCCUGGCACUGCAGUGCCCGCGGGGGAAUUGCCGGGCGCGCUACUGGUUCCCGUUCAAAGAGAUCCACGACGUCGUCAUGCGCAACAGUCAAAAAAGUCUCGCUUGCAAGAAGGAGGGUUGUGGAUUCCGAAUGUGUAUUUCUCUCGGCGACUUCGGUGAUCGGAGGGCGCGCGAGGACGAGAUGGACGACGAGCUGGAGCGCUGGGGAUUUGAUUUCGCGUGAAGAGUGGCGCCUUCGUUCGUCGUGUCCGCUCGACUUGUGACUAAGUAAGUUAAACCA